Molecule: messenger RNA, 3944 nt
Organism: Musa acuminata AAA Group (dessert banana)
Lineage: Eukaryota; Viridiplantae; Streptophyta; Magnoliopsida; Zingiberales; Musaceae
Product: formin-like protein 5
Exons: 7
Coding region: 932-3667 (911 amino acids)
Biological process (GO): actin nucleation; actin cytoskeleton organization
Molecular function (GO): actin filament binding
Source: RefSeq, a predicted model, not a curated record
UCUCUCUCUCUCUCUCACGCGUCUUCAGCGCGUCCGCCGUUCUGCUCCGAAGUCGAAGUGCGACAUUUUGGUGGAAGAAAUGAAGAAAUUGUUAUUCGGGAGCAUCCUUUCGGCUGCUCCGAUCCGAAGGGAGGAGCUUCCUUUCUCCUUCGUUUAAGUGCCAUUUAGAUACGAGUUUCUUUCUUGGAGGGCACUUGAAGUUGGUCCGGUCAAAAGGGGAAGAAACCUUGGGCGAUCUGUGAAUCUGCUUGCCAAUUUGGGGCUCUUCUCUUUGGUUACACCAGAACGUUGCUCUCUGGCGUGAUUCGGUCCAUCUCUUGGCGCGUACUUUGUGCGUCCUCUGGAUUCUUAUUGAGGCUUCGAGGCUUUCCUCCUGUUUGUCGACUCGACAGUGGUGAUCUCGGGUGUGAUUUGAUCUGUUUCUUGGUUUCUCAGGUGGAAAAGGAGCCGCCUUCGGACGUUACUAGUGGGAUUCGUGCCUGCUGUUUGACGUGGUUUUUUCUGAUUUCGUGCGAGGGAAAGGAGCGAUCUUUGAUCGACUUCUGGGUUCUUACUGAGGCAUUGAGUCGUGUGUAGUCCGUCGGUGCGGAUCUUGUUUGUAUAUUAUUUAAGGCGGCUACUUUCCGGUUUUAGCUUGCUGGAGUUCAUCCGCUCAAGGAUCAAAGGCCGCAGAAAAUUGAAGGGUUCUUUCCCCUUUUUUUUCUUGUGCUGAUCGUGUCGCCAAAGCUAAGCUUUCUCUUUCUGGCAAUCUCUAGCAACUUCAUUCCGGCUCUUAGGUUCUGGAGAUUGGUUAGGAGCACUGUUUUUUUAUUUCAAAGAAAAGGAGCCGCCUUUUCGGUUAAUUACUGUGAUGUUCUGGGAGGACACUGGAAGAUACAAAUUUAUCGCAUGCGAAGAUUAGUCUCACUUUCUAAGAUCAAUCAGAGAGAUUAUGGCUUUAAUCAGGAUUUUUUUGAUCCCUGCAUAUAUGGUCUUGUUUCUGGUUCUUGUGCCAAAAAGAUCAAUGGGGAGACAGCACCACCAGUUCUUCAGUUUGACUGAUUCUCGUUUUCCCAAUCAGAUGCAGCAAUUACAGGUGCAAAAGAUGUUGCUUGAUUGUGAUCUACAUCUGAAAGAUAUAAUAGAAAUUAAGAAAAAUUUAGACUUAUCCGUGUUGGACAGCAUGGUCAAGGAUUCCAGACAAAUCAAUGUAAAAAAAGGAUCACAUACGGAAGACAAUGGAGACAAAGUUGCUGCUUCCCUGUCUCCACAGCUUGAGCACUUGUUUCUUGAAUGUUUGAGUAAACAGAACCACCCAGCUCAUGAUCCAGGAGAGGUGAAUAAUCUGAGAAAUUGGUACCAUUAUCUUGAGCAGUUACUUGGAUGGUAUCCUCAUUCAAUGAGGUAUCUGGCUGAUCAACCAGCCCAUGCACCUGCACCAGCACCAGUUAUUUCCUCUGCCCACGCUUCAUCUCCAUCUCCAAAUCUUUCGUCUGGCUCUCCAGCAUAUGGUCCGGCACCUUCCUCUAUCCCAGAUCCUCCUCCAAUUCAUGCUCCUCCCGGCAGAUUCUUUCCACCACUAUAUGACUAUAUGAGCCCAGACACAACUCCAACUUCACCACCAAAGAAUAAAGAGGACAGGAACAAAACAAUUAUUGUUGCAGUUGUUUUAAGCACAGUAGGCACAUGUUUUAUUGCAGCAAUUCUCUUUAUUCUAUAUAAUAAAUGCUGUAGAGACAAAGUUUAUUCAGGUAACAGCAUAAGGGAUGAUAGGCCACUUCUAAAUUUGAGUUCGAGUGACUUCUCUGGGUCUUCACAAAACCCUUUUGGCAUGGCAAAUUUAAGUGAGAAGAAACAGUUGGGGGCUUUUUCUCUUAAAGCUCAACCAAUUCAUGCUGGUAAUGCUUCAUCUAUGAAUGUUGGCUCAGCUGAAAUUCCACCAUCCAAAUUACACUCAGGACUUUCCAAUUCAUCAAUAGAGCUUUCUAGUGCACCUACCAUUGGAUCAGCAGAGGAACCUACUUCUCCACCUCCUCCUCCACAGCCUUCACUACCUCCACGACCUCCGCCACCUCCACCACCUUCACUACCUCCACAACCUCCGCCACCUCCACGACCACCUGUAAUGACUCCUGCGGUUCCAAAGGCUGCUCCUUCUGCUCCUGCUCCACCCCCUCCCAGACCCAAAAAAAUACCUGGUGCACCCCCUCCACCUGCACUGAAAGCUACUUUCCCUCCUCGUCCACCACAAUCAAACCCAAGUUCAUCAAGUGUACCUCAGCCUUCUUUCCUUGGGCCAAAACACCCUGUAUCUAGUGAUGAUGCACCAAAAACCAAGCUCAAACCAUUUUUUUGGGAUAAAGUCCUUGCAGACCCUGACCGCUCUAUGGUGUGGAAUCAGAUUAAGUCAGGCUCAUUCCAAUUUGAUGAGGAGAUGAUUGAAAGUUUAUUUGGUUACACUUCUACUAAUAAACCCAAAAAUGAUGGAAAGGAGUCUUCAUCAAAGAGUCCUGCUCAACAUGUUCAUAUUCUUGAUGCCAAGAAGUCCCAGAAUUUGGCAAUUUCAUUGAAGGCAUUGAAUGUGAAAAUAGAAGAAGUUUGUGAUGCUCUUAUGGAAGGAAAUGAGCUUCCAGUGGAGUUACUCCAAACGUUGCUUAAGAUGGCUCCUACAUCUGAUGAAGAGAUGAGGCUUCGGUUGUAUACUGGUGAUAUUUCUGAACUUGGCUCAGCAGAACAGUUCUUGAAGGCAUUAUUGGAUAUUCCUUUUGCUUUUCAACGCCUAGAUGUGCUUCUUUUCAUGGCUUCUCUGCCAGAAGAAGCAACAAGUGCCAAGGAGUCAUUCUCAACACUAGAGGUGGCCUGUGGAGAGCUAAAAAAUAGCCGGCUAUUCCUGAAGCUAUUAGAAGCAGUUCUUAAAACUGGCAAUCGCAUGAAUGAUGGUACCUUCCGUGGGGGGGCACAAGCAUUCAAGCUUGAUACGCUCUUGAAGUUGGCUGAUGUCAAAGGAACAGAUGGGAAGACAACAUUAUUGCAUUUUGUUGUCCAAGAGAUAAUUCGAUCCGAAGGUGUGCGAGCUGUACGUAUGGCCAGAGAACAAAGUGGGAGCAUCUCUAGUGUGAAUUCUGAUGAUCUUACUGAUGAUUCACUCCAUGAAUCCGAAGACUACUACCGUAAGCUUGGUCUCAAAGUUGUUUCAGGUCUUGGAGACGAACUUCUAAACGUCAAGAAAGCAGCAUGUCUGGAUGCCGAUGCGUUGACAACUUUGGUGGCAAAUCUUGGACAGAGGUUGGUGAAAACAAAGGAAUUCUUAAAUACAAGCAUGAAAAGUCACGAGGAAAGUGGGUUUCGUCACUCGCUUAAACAUUUCGUGGAACAAGCUGAAACUCAAAUAACUUUCCUAUUGGAGGAAGAAAAGAGAAUAAGGUCAUUGGUAAAGAAAACCACCAACUUUUUCCAUGGAAAUGCAGGGAAGGAUGAGGGGUUGAGAUUGUUCGUGAUUGUGCGGGACUUCCUUGUGAUGUUAGAUAAGGCCUGCAAAGAAGUGAGAGAGGCACCAAGAAAAGUGACGCAAACACGCAAAAACAGAGAAAUAUCGUCAUCAUCAACAGUACCAGAUCCACAGCAGCUGCUCUUUCCAGCGAUAAGGGAUCGGCGAGUUGACAGUUCCAGCUCAGAUGAUGACAGCUGACUUUAGCUAAAACAGGGCUCAUAUGGUGCUGGAGGCUACAUAUUGAAAACCCAGUUGUCAUCGACUUGCUGUAAUCACUAGAAAGCUGAGUUCUUGGAAGCUUGAAUUAGGGUGCGCCAUGGCAUCAAUGGAAUGAUACAACACACUCAGAUUUGGGUCCUCGCCAUUUGCAUCAGGAAAUUAGAUUAGCCUUGUUUUCUUUGUAGCAGUUGAUACUGCGUAGAAAAGCUUCACAGCAUAGUGAAUUUUGAAUCAUGAGUUCAAUUCUUUCAUUAUA